Messenger RNA from Trichobilharzia szidati, 1653 nucleotides. The record is from the annotation of a GenBank genome assembly. Lineage: Eukaryota; Metazoa; Platyhelminthes; Trematoda; Strigeidida; Schistosomatidae.
AUGUCGUUACCUUCACCAUUUCGUUCACCAUCAUCAGUUGAACAACAGUCGAAUGACUUACGUACACAAUUAUCAGAGACGAAUAAAUUAAAACAAGAAUUAGAAUUAUCAUUGGAAUCAGUCAAUAGAAAAUUACGUGAAAAAGAUGAUGAAAUCAAUGACCUAACUUGUCGUUUAAGUUCAGUUCAAAUAAUCCAACCUACUACUUCACUGCCUGCUGUUGUUGAAACUCAAUCGCCUAAUGUUGUUAAUAAUGAAACGUCUGAUGUGGCGGUAAUAACAACAACAUCAGCAUCAGCAUCAUCAACAACAUCCGAUCAAUCAUCCAUAGAACGUAUAGAAUCACUUGAAAAUCAGCUGAAACAUCGUACUGAAGAAUUGGAUAAUUCAACUACUGAGAUUCAACGAUUAACUAUGCAAUUGUAUUCACUACAAGAAACUGUGAAGAGUUUACAAGCUUCACUAUCUGAUCGUGACAGUGUUCUAGCUACAGCUACUUCGGAACGAAGUGCUCUAAGUCGGGCUAUGGAACAGAAUAAAACUUUAAAACAACAAGUAACCGAUUUGCAGGAUGCCUAUGCACAAAUGACUACAACAAAUGCUAAUUUAAGCGUACAAUUACAACAAUUAGAAUCUGAAUGUAAACAAUCGAGUAAUUCAAUGACAAAUUAUCAAAAACAAGUUGAUGAAUUAAACAAACAGUGUGAUGCCUAUCAAUUAGAAUUGAAAUCAGCCAAUGAAAUGAAUUAUGCCCUGUCUAAACAAAUUGAACAUUUAAAUAUUUUACAACAAGCGGAAAGUUUAAAUCAAGCGGAAACAAUCAACCAGUCAACAAAUGUGCUAUCAGUUGACAAGGAAAUACAAACUAUUCAUAUAGAAGAUGAUGUAGAGAAACAAAAUAACCAAGGGAAAAGUGAUUCUGUUCAACAUGAACAAUAUCAAAGACAACAAGAACACCAAGAGGCAACUAAUAUGAAUGCGUUGUUGGCAAAAAUUGAAACAGAUCAGAUACAUAUCAACCAACUUACAAAUGAAGUUACAAUGUUACAAAAUUUAUUUACACGUGUUACCAAACUGUGUUAUGAAUUACAAGCAGAAAAUGAACAAGACAAAGAAUUGAGCAGUCAAUUCAGCGAUCCUGCCUAUUGUAUUAACGCUUUAGAAGAGUCUGUUAAACGGCUGAUGUAUAAAUCAUCUUUAAGUGUAAAUGACACUUGUGUACAAUGCUCAAUAUCUGUGGAACAGAAAGCAUUAGAGGACUUAGAAAUACUUCAAGUUGCUCAUACACAAUUAGAAGCUAAAUUUAUCAAAUGCAUGGAAGAACUCAGCACGGUUUCAGAGGAACGCAGUCGAUUAGAAAGUGUAAAUGCUCAGUUGGAGAUGGAAGCGACAACAGUUGAAGAAUAUGUAACACUAUUCACGCAUAGACGUGCUGCUGCAGCAAAACGUGCUAGAGCUCGUGAAUUACUGCUACAACGUCUUGUAGAUGAUCGGAAACGCUUACGUCUACGUUUACAACAACUUUAUAAACAAAUGAAACCUGUUCAAAAUCAAGAGACAAAUGGAAUUCAUAAUGAACAUUUAGGAGAUACAAAUACAACAGAAGAGGUGGACGAUACAAGUAUACCUCUGUUAAUGAUACUUAAUCAAUAG